AUGGAGGGUGAGCUCAUUGACCUUAGGGGCAAGCAAGAGAACUAUGAGAAUCUGUUGGAAGAAGCCCGGGUUACUCGAGAGGAGCUGGAGAAAACUAAGAAAGAGCUCGAGGAGGUAAAGACCCAGGGUGCCGAGGAGAAGAGGAAGAUGGAGGAGGAAAUUGCGGACUUGCAAUCCAAGUUGGCUCCUGCUGCCGACGAGGCCGUUGAAACUUCCAGGCUGACAGAGAUGGCUUUGGAGGAGGAGAAGGAGGAUGAUGAUGAGGAGGAUGGCGAGGAUGAGGGAGUCGAGGAGGAGGGUCCCGACGGGGACAAAGAAGGUCAUGACGAAAGCCACUGA
Molecule: messenger RNA, 339 nt
Organism: Trifolium pratense (red clover)
Lineage: Eukaryota; Viridiplantae; Streptophyta; Magnoliopsida; Fabales; Fabaceae
Product: high mobility group protein B1-like
Exons: 2
Coding region: 1-339 (112 amino acids)
Source: RefSeq, a predicted model, not a curated record